Molecule: messenger RNA, 591 nt
Organism: Neurospora tetrasperma FGSC 2508
Lineage: Eukaryota; Fungi; Ascomycota; Sordariomycetes; Sordariales; Sordariaceae
Exons: 2
Coding region: 47-388 (113 amino acids)
Source: RefSeq, a predicted model, not a curated record
GCCAUAUACCUCUCUCUCUCUCAGACAAACACACAAAACACCAAAAAUGUCCAGGCCACUCGACGUAAACACCAGGAAGCACGAAGAGGCCAACCAAGCCUCAUGGGAAGCAUGCAAGGGCGCCUUGUCCGGAGCCUUCAAGUGGGGUGUGGCCUCGGCGAUGUUGGGCGGACUUGGAUACGCCGUGUCUCCGAUGUAUAGGGGGUUUACUAUUCAGUUCAAGGUAUACAUACAAAUGUCUGGUAUGGUACUGGGCGGUAUGCUGGAGGCGGAUCACCGGAUCCGCGAGUACGAAAAAACCAUGAGGAUGAGGAGGAGGAUAGCGGCAGAUCAGGCUAUGUGGAAGCAAUUUGAGGAGACGUAUGGGAAGGAUGAAGAUGAUGAGUGAGUAAGUGAGUGAGGGAUGGCAGUGGGGUCAGUCAGGCUCUGCUGAGAGUUCUGGGUUUCUUGGACCGUUUGGGUCGGAGGAUCGAUCGGGGUUUCGUGGAGAAUGAAACGGUUGGCAUUUUCUUCUCUUUUCUCUCUUCUCUCCAAUUGUUCACGUCUCCCUUUGCUUUAUAAACAACCUUUGAUACCGGCACAACUACAGCC